This is a messenger RNA of Manis pentadactyla (Chinese pangolin), 7805 nucleotides long. RefSeq names its product thyrotropin releasing hormone degrading enzyme (gene TRHDE). The record is from RefSeq and is a predicted model, not a curated record. Gene Ontology annotation, molecular function: zinc ion binding; peptide binding; metalloaminopeptidase activity. Gene Ontology annotation, cellular component: cytoplasm. Bases 12 to 3218 code for a protein of 1068 amino acids. Gene Ontology annotation, biological process: peptide catabolic process; proteolysis. The transcript has 19 exons. Lineage: Eukaryota; Metazoa; Chordata; Mammalia; Pholidota; Manidae.
GAGGCAGUGUGAUGGCCCUGGACGGCGAGCGGGGGGAGCAAGAGGAGGAGAAGAAAAAGAAGAAGAAGAAAAAGAAGAGGAGGAAGAAGAAGAAGGAGGAGGAGGAGGGGGCUGAGAAGAGCAGCUCACCCUUCGCGGCCACGAUGGGGGAGAACGACACCGCGCUCCGGGCCGGCGGCAGGGGGCUCUCGGACCCGUGGGCGGACUCCGUUGGUGUGCGACCCCGCACCACCGAGCGCCACAUCACUGUGCACAAGCGGCUCGUGCUGGCCUUCGCUGUGUCCAUCGUGGCGUUGCUCGCGGUCACCAUGCUCGCGGUGCUGCUCAGCUUGCGCUUCGACGAGUGUGGGGCAAGCGCAGCGCCGGGCGCCGACGGCGGCCCCGCCGGCUUCCCAGCGCGCGGCGGUAACGGGAGCCUUCCGGGUUCCGCCCCGCGCAACCACCACGCUGGUGGCGACUCCUUGCAGCCCGAGGCAGGCGGGGAGGCCACCCCUGGGACUCCGUCCGCCCAGCCGCCGUCGGAGGAGGAGCGGGAGCAGCGGCAGCCCUGGACCCGGCUGCGCCUGUCGGGCUACCUCAAGCCGCUGCACUACAAUCUGAUGCUCACCGCCUUCAUGGAAAACUUCACCUUCUCCGGGGAAGUCAACGUGGAGAUCGCGUGCCGGAACGCCACCCGCUACGUCGUGCUGCACGCCUCCCGGGUAGCGGUCGAGAAGGUGCAAGUGGCCGAGGACCGGGUGGCCGGGGCUGUCCCGGUGGCCGGCUUUUUCCUCUACCCGCAAACCCAGGUUUUGGUGGUGGUGCUGAAUAGGACCUUGGACGCGCAGAGGAAUUACAACCUGAAGAUCAUCUACAACGCCCUGAUCGAGAACGAGCUCUUGGGCUUCUUCCGCAGCUCGUACGUGCUCCACGGGGAGAGAAGAUUCCUUGGUGUUACUCAGUUUUCACCUACACAUGCCAGGAAGGCAUUUCCUUGUUUUGAUGAGCCAAUCUACAAGGCUACUUUCAAAAUCAGCAUCAAGCAUCAAGCAACCUAUUUAUCUUUAUCCAAUAUGCCAGUGGAAACUUCGGUGUUUGAGGAAGAUGGAUGGGUUACGGAUCACUUUUCACAGACCCCUCUCAUGUCCACAUAUUAUUUAGCCUGGGCAAUUUGCAACUUCACAUACAGAGAAACUACCACCAAGAGUGGGGUUGUAGUACGAUUAUAUGCAAGACCUGAUGCCAUCAGAAGAGGAUCCGGGGACUAUGCUCUCCAUAUAACGAAGAGAUUAAUAGAAUUUUAUGAAGACUACUUUAAAGUACCCUAUUCCUUGCCAAAACUAGAUCUCUUAGCUGUGCCUAAACAUCCAUAUGCUGCUAUGGAGAAUUGGGGACUCAGUAUUUUUGUGGAACAAAGAAUACUGCUGGAUCCCAGUGCUUCAUCUAUUUCUUAUUUGCUGGAUGUCACCAUGGUCAUUGUUCAUGAGAUAUGUCACCAGUGGUUUGGUGACCUUGUGACUCCUGUGUGGUGGGAAGAUGUAUGGCUGAAAGAAGGUUUUGCUCACUACUUUGAGUUUGUUGGUACAGACUACCUUUAUCCUGGCUGGAACAUGGAGAAACAGAGGUUUCUGACAGAUGUUCUGCAUGAAGUGAUGCUGCUUGAUGGCGUGGCCAGUUCCCAUCCUGUGUCACAGGAAGUGCGACAGGCAACCGAUAUUGACAGAGUGUUUGACUGGAUCGCGUAUAAAAAGGGUGCUGCUUUAAUUAGAAUGCUGGCUAAUUUUAUGGGCCAUUCAGUAUUUCAGAGGGGUUUGCAAGAUUACUUAACCAUUCAUAAGUAUGGCAAUGCAGCCAGAAAUGAUCUCUGGAAUACACUAUCAGAGGCUUUAAAAAGGAAUGGAAAAUAUGUAAACAUACAAGAAGUAAUGGAUCAGUGGACUCUGCAGAUGGGUUAUCCUGUUAUCACCAUCUUGGGAAAUGCAACAGCAGAAAAUAAAAUAAUUAUUACCCAACAACAUUUUAUUUAUGACAUCAGUGCUAAAACUAAAGCACUUCAACUUCAAAACAGCAGUUACCUGUGGCAGAUUCCUUUAACUAUUAUGGUAGGAAAUAGAAGCCAUGUGUCUUCAGAAGCAAUUAUUUGGGUGUCUAACAAAUCAGAGCACCACAGAAUAACUUCUUUGGACAAAGGAAGCUGGUUGCUGGGGAACAUCAAUCAAACUGGCUAUUUUAGAGUCAACUAUGAUUUAAGGAAUUGGAGAUUAUUAAUUGAUCAGUUAAUCAGGAACCAUGAGGUUCUCUCCGUCAGUAACAGAGCAGGUUUGAUUGACGAUGCGUUCAGCCUCUCCAGAGCUGGCUAUUUGCCUCAGAAUAUUCCCCUGGAGAUUAUCAGAUACCUGUCUGAGGAGAAGGAUUUUCUUCCUUGGCACGCUGCCAGCCGAGCCCUUUAUCCUCUAGAUAAAUUACUGGACCGAAUGGAGAAAUACAACGUCUUCAAUGAAUAUAUUUUAAAGCAAGUCGCAACAACGUACAUCAAGCUUGGAUGGCCAAAAAACAAUUUUAAUGGAUCUCUUGUUCAAGCAUCCUACCAACAUGAGGAACUGCGCAGAGAAGUGAUAAUGCUGGCGUGCAGUUUUGGCAACAAGCAUUGUCACCAACAGGCAUCCACGCUUAUUUCAGAUUGGAUUUCCAGCAACAGGAACAGAAUACCACUGAAUGUCAGAGACAUCGUCUAUUGUACAGGAGUUUCACUGUUAGACGAAGAUGUCUGGGAAUUCAUAUGGAUGAAAUUCCACUCCACCACAGCAGUUUCUGAGAAGAAGAUAUUGUUGGAAGCCUUAACUUGCAGUGAUGACAGGAAUUUGUUAAAUAGGCUUCUGAAUCUGUCGCUGAAUUCUGAGGUGGUGCUGGAUCAAGAUGCAAUUGAUGUGAUAAUCCAUGUAGCUCGAAAUCCACAUGGCCGAGACCUUGCCUGGAAAUUUUUCAGAGAUAAAUGGAAGAUAUUAAAUACCAGGUAUGGAGAAGCAUUAUUUAUGAAUUCCAAACUUAUCAGUGGAGUUACAGAAUUUCUUAAUACUGAAGGUGAACUCAAAGAGCUAAAGAACUUCAUGAAGAGCUAUGAUGGAGUAGCCGCUGCCUCUUUCUCAAGAGCCGUGGAAACUGUUGAAGCCAAUGUGCGUUGGAAAAUGCUUUACCAGGAGGAGCUUUUCCAAUGGUUAGGAAAAGCUCUGAGACAUUGAUACAUGUCUCAUAAACAAUUCAGCUUGGAAUUUUGUGAGACCUGCUUUAUGUGGAAUGAGGAAACUGUGCUAUGUGCAAAAUGGCCAGAUUUUCAGUGUUAACAUGUGGGAGGAAAUUUUUUUUAAAAUUUUUGGUUUGGGGAGAAUUAUUUAUUUGUUUCAUUCAUUCUGUUUUGUUUCUCUGCUGCGUGUUCUCUAAAGAAACUCUUGCAAGUGAAACUAGCCAUGAUUGCUGCAGCUGUACAUUCGUACAGGACCAAAUAUGAUAGUGGUGCAUGCUGUUGCAGUCAGUUUGGAAAAACAUACCCAGAAUAUUUUGUGCAUGGUUGUGUGGUCCUGCCUGUGUUCCAGCAUGCUUAUUUAAAGUGUCCAGUGUUGUAUGUGAAUAUAUGUUACCUCUAGGAUGGGCAUUAUGCAAAAGCACAAAGAUUAUCUAUGACAAUCAGUGUUGCAGUGAAAGAAAAACUUAAAAGGGGAAGCAUAUUCUUAGUCUUGGGCAAUGUGAGAGGUAAAAUAGACCUUCAAGUGAUCACUGUCACUUAUUUCAGCACUUGGAUUGUCUUGUGAUGAUAACUGUGUUGCUAACUCAUUUUCUUUGAGUUAAAGCUGUGUAUAUGUUUAAAAAGGCAUAUAGAGAGUGUAUGCAUAUGUUUAUGUACAUAGGGAAGCCCUAUAUGUAUAUAGUAUGUUGUACACUGUACUUGCGCAAAGAAACUCUUCAGAUCAAGAAAAACUUAUCUCUUUUUAUAAAUUUCUGCAGAUUUUGAAAAGGCUUGAGAUAAUUUAUCUCAAUAUUAUCCUUCCUGACAAUUUCCUAAGUUUCUCAACUGUUAUGGAUUUUUUUUUCAUCUACUUCCUGAACAAUGGUCUAUUCUACUGCAUAAAAAUGAAUUCAAACAAAAUUUAUGUAUAAAAACUCUUCUAAUUUUCCUAAGUUGUAGCCUAGCAUCCUCAAUAUAGAGUCUGUCAUCAUUUUGGCCAAACUUCAUAUUGCAUAAAACAGUUGUGUGCACUUAAUAAUUAUCAAUGCUGAGAAAGCAUUUAUUGUCCAUCUUGUUCAUUUUUUCCAUCUCAUGUUGGGUAUCAAGAGAGUUAAAAACUGUGUGUUGGUCUUUGUGACUGUGUGAGUCUUAUCCCCCAUUCAGCAUCCACACCUCAUGUGGGUCUAGUAGCAUUUAAUGACCUUUGAUGUUGACUGUACCAUCCAUUGAGAUGAAAAGUUACUUUUCUUGAGCAAAGCUCUUCCUUUGGCUUUGGCUACUCUGUUUUACCUGGGCAUUUUGUAUAACCCUUUUCAUGGCAGUACGUUAUGUAACACAAGUGCUUCUAAAUGGUAUUCUCACCCAGUUGGCUAGCUCUCCAACCAUUGCUUAGAUGCUCCAAAAUGAACAUAUUUUAUGUUUACCAUUAUAAAAUACCAAUACAAUGACUGUACAUAAGCCAAAUGUUUGUGGACCACUUACUGUUUUCCUGAGGUUUUCCACUCCACCAACUCUUCUUGCAAAUCAUUGAAAGAAAUACAUUCUAGUAGUCAUUGAGAACCAGGAAAACAACCAGGUAUUUUAGAAACCAGUACUAUGGAUUUAUUAUAAGUUUGUAGUAAAGAGCAAUUUCCUAAUCCAUAGAACAAAUAUCACCUAAAAUUGAAUUUUAUCUUUUUAGCAACUAAUAUCUAUACUCAUACAUAAAUUUUUCAUCAUUUGAUUAAAUCAAAUGAAAUUUAAAUAAGCUAUGUGGCUCUAGUAAGACAUAGUAAAGCUUAGUAGAAAACCUAAAAAUCAUUGUACCUCUCAGAAGUGAUGAAAUUCAGUUAGUACAUGUCACAUAUAUGAAAUCCUUAAGGGAUAAAUUAUGAAACAUAACAAUAAUAAAUAUCAUACUUCUGUGCAGGUCCAAAACAUGUACUGUGUCACCACUGGAUUCAUGUGACAGUGAAGAUAAAAAAUUAGAGGUAGAUGUCUUGCUUUAUGUCGUGAAUUACUGAAAAUUCUUAGUAGUUAUAACAUUCUUUUGAGUGAAAUCAUUACUUCCAGAUUUGAGUUAGAAGGGCUUUUACAGUUUUUUUCCUCCCCACUGUUAAUAACCUUAAUCCUCUUCCAGUAUUUUAGUGGCCUUGAACAACUGGUUUAGCUACAGUGUCAAAUCCUAAGUGUAUAUUAUGUGCAAUGUUCAAUACCUCAUAUAAUACUCGUUCAACAGUAUAGUGGGUCAGUGGCGUUGAGGUGGAAUUUUUGUUUUACAUAUUUUUCAAUAAUUUAUCCUUUCCAAUGUUCAAGAUUAUAUCAGGAUUUAAUGUUUUUUAGUUGUUUUAAUAGUAAUAUUUUCAAAAUAAUAAAAUGAUCAAUGAUAUCUCUUGGAAUAUUCUGUAAAUGUAGUUAUAAAGUUCUAUUUUCUACAUAGAGUUUUUAUCUUUUUUCCCUUGGUCUGUUUUAGAAAUCAUAUAUAUGCAUGAAAUAGCAAAUUGUUCAAAGUGUCCAACAUCUAGGCUAAAAACUUCACUAUGCCAAUAAAUGUACAACAGCAAAACUUGGUUUCAAUUAGGAAGAACUAAUUUAUUUACCAUACUGACUAUUAAGUAUCUGUAGGUAACUUAUAAAUAAAAACUUUUUGCCAUUUUUACAUUUUCCCUUAAACUUUUCUUGUAAUCUUUGAGGAUUUUUUAAAUACACAAAUGCCACCUCUAAGGCUAUUAUUUGCAAUACUAGAUUUAUUCUUGUUUCAAUAAUAUGGAUUUGGGCUGGAAACUAUAAUCAGUUUGGUUUAUAUUAUUUUUCCAGAAUAAUUAUAUCUUAGGACUGCGAUUUUUGUUUUAGUGCAAUUCAUAAAUAUUAUAGCUACAAUAUCUUACAAAGUUAUUAAAAUUAUACCAAAUAUUUAUAAUUGCAUUUCAUUUUCUAAUAAGUUUUACACAUGUUACUUCACGUGACUCCUUUCAAAAACAUAAUAAAUUAUAUUAGCCCUCACAGUCUGAUAAGAAAACUGAGGCUCUGAGUAGAAACAUGAGCUAUUUAAAAUUACAUAGUUGUUAUUUUGGCAACUUGUACAACUACAAUAGGAAGACAUAUUUGAAAUACCUCUCUUGCAUUAGUUGGAGAUUUUUCCAAAUACAAAAAAAAAACCCCAAAAAAUCUGUGAUCAAAUAUAUCUAUAAUAAUUAUAUUAUUUUUUAAAGCCUGUACUUCUAGUUCACAUGAUAUCAGUCAAGUGGAUAAAAUGUUAAUCAGCAUUCACUUUGGUCAGCAUAAGUCGCCAAAUAUUGGGACAAAAAUAUAGCUCAUUGAUUAUAGUUUUCUUUUUUUUAUCUUUUGGUGGACAUUGUUUAAACAUGACCUUAACAUACUGAUGAUUUGCUUUAUUUUCCACACAAAUUUAUCUGAUACACUCUGUUGUAACAGGUGGUCAUGUCGCAGAUAAAAUGGUAUCUAUCGAAAUCAAUGGACAUGAUAUUCAGUAAAAUGUUUAUAAAUCUAUGGGAACUAAAUUAUGAAGGAACAGUUUCUGUGCAACUGUAGUACUGCAUUAAAUGCAGUAAAGGGAUUUCUAAAGAAUGUUUACAACAAUAUAUUUAAUUAAAACCUAUGAGCUAUUAAAAUUUUUAAGGAAUCUUUUUUUCCAAGAAGUCAGAAACAUAAAAUAGAUCGUUAUUUUCCUCAGUACACCCAAGAGGUAACCACAUAUGCCAAUAUUAAAGGAGUAGGAAAAGCUCAUAUAAUGAGACAUGAAGAUUUCCACCCCUGUUUUUCCCCUUUAUUAGAAAUCACAGCUGACUUAUUAUUAUUUGACACUGCUAAUUAUAUAGGACAGAAUUCAAUAUAAUUAAACAAAUAUUUAUUGAGCACCUAUUACCUCACAAAGCACUUUAUGAGAAGAAAGGGAGGAAGGGGAGAAUAAGGCCUAGAGGAAUUCACAGCACAAUAAAUAUACCAACAGAGAGAAAUAUGAACCAAUCAGCACGAGAGCAACAUGAAAAAUGAUUACAUGCUAUAGAAGAGAAGCUAAAUACUUCUUAGCUAUAGACAGUAUUUUGCAUUAUUGUUUUAUACUAGUUCUCAGAACUUUUAUGGUACUUCAGGAUAAUUCUCAUUGUGUUUUUUCACAGCUCUUAACUGUGUUUUGCAGAAAUGUGUACCAUUUAGGAAAUGUAACAUUUAGAAACCACAUAAUUUAAACUUUAUAAUUGGAAUAUAAAUUGGGAUAUAAUUUAUCUUUUAGAAAGUUGUUUGAGAGAUUUAAUCAUGUCAUUAAGUUGCAGGAAGAAUGUUUAACCUACUUAUAUAGAAGUAUUAGAGAAAAGUAGUUUUCUAGAAUGGUUUUAGCAUACUAUUUGUAUAUUCACAAUGUGUUGAUUUUAAACUAAUCAUAUAUUCUUUAAAGCAAGUUGAACAAUUCUUAUCCUAGGCAAUAAUAUAUUUUUUCAAAUUACGAUGUAUAUGUGAACCUUUGAGUACAAAAAUGUUCUUGUAAAAUAUUCUAAAAUUCCAACUUUUAAUUAUGUAAGAGUAACCUUCAGUUCAGUUGCUUUGAGUUGAUAAGGAGGGAUUUUUGUUAAAUAUUUUGUUUAAUGUGGUUUAUAUGCAAGAGAAAUCU